CAGGGCCCCUCGCCGGACCUCGAUCGGGCCGCAAUCUUGACACUGUAGACCGAGCCGUCCCUCAGUUCGUCGACGACGCGCUCGGUCCCCCGAAUGUCGCGCACCUGUAUCAUCUCCCCGUUGACGUCGUCCUCGAGCACCAGACUGCGCGAGCAAACCUUCAAGGAGUACAGCGCGAUAUUGGAGAAGCACAGAAAGGAGUUUGAAUCGCGGUGGAAGGUGAACAACAACCGCGCCCCUAGCGGUGGGAGUAAGGCCGAGCUGGGGGAGUUCGAGAGGAUCAAGACCCUUGGCACGGGGGCCUUCGGCAGGGUCAUGCUGGUCAGGCACAAGCAGAACUCGGGCCACUUCGCCAUGAAGAUCUUGGAAAAGAAGGAACUCGUCAGGACGAAACAGGUCGAGCACACUUACAACGAGAGGCGGAUCCUCCAGAGCAUACGAUUCCCGUUCGUCGUCCACCUCGAGCACUGCUUCAAGGACAACUCGUACAUAUACAUGGUCCUGCCGUUCGUCAACGGGGGCGAGAUGUUCACGCACCUCCGGAAACUCGGGAAAUUCGACGAGAACCUGUCGCGCUUCUACGCCGCCCAGGUGGCCCUCGUGCUCGAGUACCUGCACAAGUGCAGCCUCGUCUACAGGGACCUCAAACCCGAGAACAUACUCAUCGACAACGAGGGCUACGUCCGCGUGACCGACUUUGGCUUCAGCAAGAUGAUCGAGAACAGGACGUGGACGUUGUGCGGGACGCCGGAGUACCUGGCGCCGGAGAUCAUACUGUCGCGGGGGUACAGCCGGAGCGUCGACUGGUGGAGCUUCGGGGUCCUCAUUUACGAGAUGAACGCCGGCUACUCGCCCUUUUACUCGCAGGAGCCGGUCAAGAUCUACGAGAAGAUCACUUCGGGCAAGUACCGGUGUCCGGGUUUCUUCAGGGAGGACCUGCGCGACCUGAUAAAGCACCUGCUCGAGGUCGACCUGACGAGGCGCUACGGGAACCUCAAGGCCGGCCCGGAGGACGUCAAGAAGCACAAGUGGUUCCAAAAGACCGAUUGGCUGGGAAUCUACAACAGGGAGGUCGUGCCGGGUUUCGUGCCGGCUUGCAGCAGCCCCGGGGACUACAGUAACUUUGACUCGUACGACGAGCAAGAGCUCAAGGUCAACAGUCACGACCGAUUUGCCGAGGAGUUUAAGAAUUUUUGA
Copidosoma floridanum is the source of this 1197-nucleotide messenger RNA. Its product is annotated as cAMP-dependent protein kinase catalytic subunit 1. Gene Ontology annotation, biological process: protein phosphorylation. Gene Ontology annotation, molecular function: cAMP-dependent protein kinase activity; ATP binding. NCBI's taxonomy places the organism in Eukaryota, Metazoa, Arthropoda, Insecta, Hymenoptera, Encyrtidae. Gene Ontology annotation, cellular component: nucleus; cytosol; cAMP-dependent protein kinase complex. The record is from RefSeq and is a predicted model, not a curated record.